AUGGCUACAAAUGAACUUCUAAUCCACAUGGACUUCAGUGAAAACUAUAAUUGUAAGCUUGAUUCCGAAAUUCAAAGCAUGCAUUUUGGAGCGUCACAAAGGCAAGUCAGUGUCCACACUGGUAUAAUCUACUCCAAAGAAAAGAUUUAUCCAUUUCCAGCCGGUAUUUGGGGCCACCUUCAGCCAGUUUUUGAUUUCCUGAAAAGUAUGGAACAUGAGAAAAAUGUAAUUCAUUUCUUGUCAGAUGGACCAACAACCCAAUAUCGUAACAAGACAAACAUGUUUAUGUUUAGCUUCAAGAUUUUUGACCUGGGAUAUAAGUACGGUACUUGGAACUAUCUGGAAGCGGGGCACGGCAAGGGAGCAGCCGAUGGAAUUGGGGCGACCGUCAAGCGCACUGCAGAUAGUUUCGUGCUAACAGGACAUGAUGUGAAAUGUGCAGAAGACUUAAAAUGUGCUUUGAAUGGCUCAAGUAUUCAUGUUACGACAAACCAGCCUGGCAUAAUUCGAACAAGAGAAGUGUCGUGUUUCUGUAACCGCAUCGAUUCGAGUGGAUGUGACUGUUUCAAUCCAGUUAUCACGGAGUUUGAAAAGAAAAGAUCACCAGAUUCUCAAUCACAUGGCACCGGUGUUUCUGCUGAAACAAAUAUAGACACAACCUCUGACAACAUACUCAGAAACGAGACGAUGGCCAAUGCCUCAUCUACCGAUUUUGUGGUCAAUGUGGAUAUACCGGAAGUUGCUUCUGUCGACGCGUCAGGGGAUAAAGGCACACCGGACAACUCCGCCAGAAAAGCUGCGCCAAGACUUCUGAAACCAGUGGUAACUGUAGAUCAGCAUCUCAUUGGCCAAUACAUCGUUGUAGAGUACGACGGGCUGCCUUAUCCUGGAGAAGUUUUAGAUGUUGACGAGGAAGAUCUUGAAGUUAAGGUUAUGCACAAGAUUGGAAAGAACAGGUUUUUCUGGCCGUUACUCGACGACACUCUGUGGUACCACAAAGACAAAGUUGUCACGAUACUGGACGGUGCUCCUGUAAGGGUGACUGGGCGGCAUUGUUAA
Mya arenaria is the source of this 1059-nucleotide messenger RNA. RefSeq lists its product as uncharacterized. The transcript has 5 exons. Bases 1 to 1059 code for a protein of 352 amino acids. The record is from RefSeq and is a predicted model, not a curated record. Lineage: Eukaryota; Metazoa; Mollusca; Bivalvia; Myida; Myidae.